AUUUCCCAUACUGCACCGUGGUUUCCCUCUUUCUCUUCCGGCCCCAGGCGCUUCGAGAGCCGCGGACUUGGGUGCGGAGAUGGCCAAGUCCAAGAACCACACCACGCACAACCAGUCCCGAAAAUGGCACAGAAACGGCAUCAAGAAACCCCGAUCACAAAGAUACGAAUCUCUUAAGGGGGUAGACCCCAAGUUCCUGAGGAACAUGCGCUUUGCCAAGAAGCACAACAAGAAGGGCCUGAAGAAGAUGCAGGCCAACAACGCCAAGGCCAUGAGCGCACGUGCUGAGGCCAUCAAGGCCCUGGUCAAGCCCAGGGAGGUCGAGCCCAAGAUCCCACAGUGCGGCAGCCGCAAGCUCAAUCGACUCGCUUACAUUGCUCACCCCAAGCUUGGGAAACGUGCCCGUGCCCGCAUUGCCAAGGGUCUCCGGCUCAACCGGCCAAAGGCCAAGGCCAAGGCUCAGACCAAGGCCCAGGCUGCAGAUAAGCCUAAGCCUAAGGCUAAGGCUAAGGCUAAGGCUAAGGCUAAGGCCCCGGCUAAGGCUCAGGCUCAGGCUCCGGCUAAGGCUCAGGCCCCGGCCCCAGCUCAGCCUCAGGCUCCCAAAGCUGCCUCGGCCCCUGCGAAGGCUCCCCAGUAGAGGCCUCUGUCUGCCGACAGGAAGGCAGAAGGACUGGUGUGCCCGGGGCUGGGGUCCUCCUGUGGUGUUUGCAAAUAAACCUGAGGCGGGGUCUGUC
Molecule: messenger RNA, 734 nt
Organism: Pteronotus mesoamericanus
Lineage: Eukaryota; Metazoa; Chordata; Mammalia; Chiroptera; Mormoopidae
Gene: RPL29
Product: ribosomal protein L29
Exons: 4
Coding region: 80-637 (185 amino acids)
Biological process (GO): cytoplasmic translation
Cellular component (GO): ribosome; cytosolic large ribosomal subunit
Molecular function (GO): structural constituent of ribosome
Source: RefSeq, a predicted model, not a curated record